This is a messenger RNA of Wasmannia auropunctata (little fire ant), 1307 nucleotides long. Its product is annotated as DNA repair protein XRCC4-like. NCBI's taxonomy places the organism in Eukaryota, Metazoa, Arthropoda, Insecta, Hymenoptera, Formicidae. Bases 18 to 923 code for a protein of 301 amino acids. The record is from RefSeq and is a predicted model, not a curated record. Gene Ontology annotation, cellular component: DNA-dependent protein kinase-DNA ligase 4 complex; DNA ligase IV complex; nucleus. The transcript is spliced from 2 exons. Gene Ontology annotation, molecular function: DNA binding. Gene Ontology annotation, biological process: response to X-ray; DNA recombination; positive regulation of ligase activity.
GAUUAUCGAGAAACACCAUGAUUAACGUGAGCGUAAGUCAGCUCGUGAAUGAAGUAGACAAGAGCGAUUUUACGCUGUACACAGAAUGGGAGGACACGUGCAUCAAGAUAAUGGUGUUGCGGGCGGGUACGGUACCGUUGAGUGGCGAGAUGCACGUAGAGAACGCCAACUACUUUUUAAAGCACUUGGACGAAUCCUUCGAGACGUAUCUGGAGAAAACCAAACACGCGUUCUCCGGCAAAAACGCCGAUAUACGGUUCUUCCUGCAGGACGACACGUUCACGUGGAAGCAACAGAAUAUUCUCACCCGUGGCGAAAUUGCGGUGUACUCCCUUUCGAAUAUACUAACUCUGUCUGACACGUUGAAGCAGUCGUUGGAGCUCUAUCAGAAGUGCCAGGAGCGAGCGCUGGCACUGGAGAACGAGAACGAGCACCUGAAUAAAGCGAAUACAAAGCUGACCGCGGACAUGGAAGAGAUGAUAAACGUGAAGAUCGCCAUGGAGAAGGAUCUUUACAUGAAAUUCCUUUUGCUUCUGAAUACAAAGAAGAGCAAGAUUAGGGAGCUUCAGCGGGCUUUAAACGAUGCCAAAAAGACAAAGUCGGUAUACGAUAAAACUACCGAUGACGAAAGCGAGAAAUCGGACGUAGAGAGUAAGAGAGCACAGGAUGCUAAAUCGUCUAAGCUAAGCGAACACGAGAUGGAUUACGAGAGCGAGCGGAAAGUCAUGCCAAAGAGUAGUAAGAGAAAUCUUAAGAGACGCAUGAGUUCUAGCGAAGAUACAAGUCCUGAACCUGAACCUUCGACAAGCAAAGGCAAUUUAACGUUACUAAACACAGACAAGCAUGAUAACAAAGCAAUGACAUCUAAGCAGACUCUUAAUCUCUACAACUCGGAUGAAUCCGAGGAGGAUAUGUUUUCCUAAUAACAAAAGUAAUAUAUAUUGCCUUCUUUUUCUUACAUUUAAAAUAUUAAAUGCAAUUUUGACACAGUUUAACACAAUUAUCGAAUUUUCUUAUAAAAAAAUUUUAGUGCAUAUAUUAGAUUUAAUAUAUUAGAUAAAUUAUAUUUGUACAAAUUAUAUAUAUAUAUAUAUUUAAAUGAAUGUUCUAGUCUAAUACUUUACUAGAAAUUAUCUUACAUUAGAAAAAUAUAUCAUAUGCAAAAUAUAUUAAUAAUAUAUUAAAAUGAAAUUCAAUUAUAUUUUUAGUGUACGAAAGCAAUUAUAUAUCUUAAUUGUAUAUGUAAUUGUGAACAUUGUAACUGUUUCUAUUUGAUACAAUGAAAUAUAUUUAUAUAUUUUGACGAA